Ictalurus punctatus (channel catfish) is the source of this 2063-nucleotide messenger RNA. RefSeq names its product interleukin-5 receptor subunit alpha. The record is from RefSeq and is a predicted model, not a curated record. Gene Ontology annotation, molecular function: cytokine receptor activity; protein binding. Gene Ontology annotation, cellular component: external side of plasma membrane. The transcript is spliced from 12 exons. Gene Ontology annotation, biological process: cytokine-mediated signaling pathway. NCBI's taxonomy places the organism in Eukaryota, Metazoa, Chordata, Actinopteri, Siluriformes, Ictaluridae. Bases 98 to 1069 code for a protein of 323 amino acids.
CGAAAACACAUCUGGGCCGCACUUCAGUUCUAACAGUGAAAGAGUGAAAGAAAUUCAUCUCUGUAACUUUACACGAAGUAACCCUGAGAGUGUUACCAUGCCAGCGUUUACUAUGAGGCUGUGUGGACUCCUGUUGACUCUCUCCGUGGUUCUGGCAUAUGAAAGGGAUAUAUGUGACAUCUGUGAAGAGGAUCAAACAUCUGUAAUAUCGAAGAACCAUGAGAUUCACAUAAAUUCAAGUUUACCUGAAAUCCAAUGUUUGAUUUAUAAUGUAAAUUUAUUAAGUUGUUCCUGGAGCACAGAUUCACUUGCUGAUGAUGCACAAUAUUCUGCUUCAUUUCAAUUUUGCAGUGCAACAGAGGACCACCCUUUGAACUGUACCUCAGAAAGUUCACAGAAAUUGGUUGAAUGCCAAGGCCAAGUUAAGAUAAUAGAUGAGAUGGAUGAGAUAGAUGUGGCUGUUAACUUCAACAUUUCCAUAAAUGGUUACUUGUACAACAUCUGCCACUUUUAUAAUCUAGCAAAUAUUGAGAAGCUGGAUGCCCCACAAAAUAUUACAACUGUAAUCAAGUCAACAAACUUAGAGAUACAGUGGUUGCCACCAAGAAGUUGUUGUAUUCAUAAACAACAAUGUCUUAUUUAUGAGUUGAAGAUUAAUAAUGAGACAGUAGAGGAUACAUUGAAGGGUAUGCUGGCAUAUAACAAAACAAACUUUGAACCAACAAGGUGUUACACUAUUCAAAUAAGGGUUAAACAGUCCAAUGCCUGUGCCCUUACUCAACACUGGAGUGACUGGAGUAAAGCCGUGGUGGUCAGACAAUCUAGAAAUAUCUAUCAUCUUAAUGCAAGUGUGAUUGCAUCCAUUGCGUUUGUGCUUCCUAUGAUUCUUUUGGCUAUUCUUCUGGUCUGCAAGUUCCAAAGGUUAUUUGAGAAGCUGUUUCCUUCCAUUCCAAACCCAUCCAAGAAUGUUCAAAUGCUUCUUGAGAAAAAUGAGUUUAAUCAGGUUACACCUCCUAAACAAAUUGAAGGGGCCGAAGAAGGGGCCGAAAUCCUUGAGGUGAUAGGUUAAAGAACCAUUGUAUACCAAUGUAUUUUAAACCAGCAUUAAAAAAAAGUUAGCGACUAUAGCAACCUGGUCAGCCUUUUUGAGACUCUACACAAACAGAUACUGUUGUGUUAAAUAGAGUUUGAGGAUGUUGCAUAGAUGACACGUCUCAGUGGUUUUCAUUGUAGAUGAGGGGUUACAACAGAAGAGUUAUGCAAAAACAUGUGGUUAUAAAUGGGUUUAUUUACUAUCGCCCUAUAGUCAUUUUUUCCCCACAAAACAUUACGGGCAACAGUAUUGCUACUCACAUGCACUAUGCUCCAUGUUUUAUUUCACAUAUACUGUUUUCAAAUUUUGAUGUCAGGACAUUACAAGAAUAGCCUGUGGGUUUUUAGAUAUGUGUAGAUACCACAAUAUACUACAGCACUGUGUUUAUAGCAAUCAGUAGAAUGCUCUGACACAUUUUAUUUCCAACCAUGCAGAAAUGUAAAGCGAUGUAAAGAUACAUGUAUAAUGAAUGUAUAAUAUUAAAUAGGUUGUAUCUAUUAAUAAUAAGUAUUUAAAUUGAUGAGUUUCCUUCAAGUGCUACACUGUUUACCACAGUAUUUUUUUUAGCAACCCUAUGAAUGUCACAUCCUUCCCUUAAAGGCAUUAGAGCAUUUCACAUGGGUACUUUCCACUGUAUUUAUGUGCACUCCAGUUUUGUAAUAUCUAGCACUGUAUGCUUUAUAUUUCAUACUUCCUAUUAUCUCAAAAUAGAACAUAUAUUUCUGAGUACAUUUAGACAGGACAAGUCUGAAAUACGACUGAUUUGUUCUCUUUUUUUUUUCUCUAUUUAAAAAAUAUAUUUUUCUGUUUAAUUCAUUUUUAAUGAUUUUUUUGUUUGUUUUCUUUCAUAAUGAAUAUUUCUAAAGUUACUGUGUGCUAAAAUUCAUUGUAAGUUGUGGAUGCUCACAUGCAUGUCAUGUAUUUUGUGUUCAUUCAUUUUAUUGUAAUAAAGAAAUACAAAUUAAAAUGA